AUGAGGAAGAUAUUAUUAAUACUUCUCGCUGUGUUUUUGCUAUCCCAGACGAUCUUUUUUGUACUGAAAUGUUUUCUAACAGAUGUACCUUAUACAGUCGUGACCCGACUGAGUAUUAUUGUUUUCCAACAGUUUGUUAUGAUUUUCGGAUCAAUUUUUAUUUGGUGGAAUUUAUCUGCAGCUACUGAUGAUGUUUUAAGUGAUUUGCCGCUGCAACCAUCAUACAGAUGUUGGCGGACAAUCUGUGUUCAAAAGGUUGUAAAGGCUGCUAUAAUUCUUUUCUUAUUUCUUGUGCAUAUCUCUUCAACAUUUUAUUAUCUUUGGAUUGGUGAAGAACCAAAUAUAUUUGCAAUGAUUUCUUUAACGUCAGUCGCGGUCUAUAUCUACCUUAUAUUCUUUUUACUGACUUUUGUAUUGGUACAGUCGGUAUUCCGUCUUAUAUUCCAUAUGAAUUCAAAACACUUCCGAUUUCUAAGGUUGCUGGUCGCAAAUGAACUUUCAAAUCGCAUUUUCGCCGUUUUAUUGGCAGUUGUUUUCGUUCUAGCAGGCCUUUGGGUUACUUUAUUACCACCCGCGGUGCGUCGUAUUACAAUCAAAAUCGAUAACUUGCCAGAAGUGCAAAAAGGCUUUACCGUUGCUCUUUUAUCUGAUCUCCAUAUUGGACCAACUGUUGGAUGUUCAAAAAUUCAGAAGAUGGUGAAUACUAUAAAUCUUUUCAAGCCAGACGUGAUAGCUAUAUCUGGCGACCUUGCCGAUGGUCUUGUCCCAAAUUUAGAAAAAGCUGCUUACCCUCUAAUGAAUCUAACUUCAAAAUAUGGCAUAUAUUUUGCUACGGGCAACCAUGAAUAUCUUCAUGGAAAUGUUGAUGAAUGGUUCGUAUUUUUAAAGAAAAUCAAAAUCAUACCUCUUCAUAACAAAAAUAAGAAGAUUUUGGUUGGAAACUCUAGAAUUUGCAUUGCUGGAAGCGAUGAUUUGUUUGCAGAACAGUCGAGAUUUUCUGGGCAUGUAAUGGAUUACAAAAAAGCGUUACGAGGAUGCAACAAAAAUGACACAACUAUUAUGCUUAUUCACCAACCUAAUGCUGUUCGCAUAAUACUGAAUGAUGUUGAAACUGCUAAGAACAUUGAUCUUAUUCUGUCAGGUCAUACACAUGGUGGACAAAUGUAUGUAUUCGUACCACUGGUGUAUUUUUGGAAUGCUUAUUUUCGCGGUCUUUAUUAUAAUAAAGCUACAGGAACAUAUGUUUAUGUUUCAGCAGGUGUCAAUUAUUUUGGUCCACCAGUCAAAAUUUUUGAUGGGAAUGAAAUAAUUAUCAUCAAGUUAGUAUAG
Molecule: messenger RNA, 1329 nt
Organism: Brugia malayi
Lineage: Eukaryota; Metazoa; Nematoda; Chromadorea; Rhabditida; Onchocercidae
Exons: 8
Coding region: 1-1329 (442 amino acids)
Molecular function (GO): hydrolase activity
Source: RefSeq, a predicted model, not a curated record